CACGUAGCAGCUUACUUAUACCGUCCAGCAUAGCCCACACGUAUAAACCCAUCGCCCACAACAUUCUUCGAUCUCUCUCACAUCCCAUACUUCAUCUAGUCUCAUAAUGGUUGCUGAAAUUUCCACCACGGCACAGCUCAAGGAGUUAACUACUGAUGCCAACAAGCUCACUGUCAUAGAUUUCACUGCGAGUUGGUGCCCUCCUUGCCAGGCGAUCAAGCCGAUCUUUGAGACCCUUGCGAAGGACAACGCCCAUGUGAACUUCGUCAAGGUUGACCUGUCCGAGGGCUCGAACGAGCUCGCCACCCUGUACUCCGUCACUGCUAUGCCGACCUUCAUUUUCCUGGUAGGCGCGGAAGAAGUGCACAGGAUCCGUGGCGCUAACCCGGCUGGCCUCAAAUCGGCUGUCGCGCAACACGCCAAACCCGCCACUUCUGGUGCGUUCUCUGGACAAGGCCGAACUCUUUCGGGUAAAGGCGGAUCUUCAUCAUCCGCAUCUACUUACAACGUAUCGAACAGCUUAACUGCCACAUGGUCGAAUACGAGCCCUCAAGCGAAAGUUUUGAUUGCACUUUGUGCAGCAUAUGUAUUUUUUUGGCUGAUAUAGAAAAGAACGAAUAUUGUAGAUCAGGUUUCGCGCUGGUGUAUUACGUACAGAUACGAUACAUCCAAUAGUCAUCGGAUUUAUGUUUGAUGGAUAUGGGGGUGAAUGAGAAGCUAGAACGGCCAGCGCAGGUAUUGUGCGAGUCCAUCAACAGGCUCAGUACUUUUGAA
This is a messenger RNA of Suillus plorans, 774 nucleotides long. Its product is annotated as thioredoxin-domain-containing protein. The record is from RefSeq and is a predicted model, not a curated record. NCBI's taxonomy places the organism in Eukaryota, Fungi, Basidiomycota, Agaricomycetes, Boletales, Suillaceae. Bases 107 to 607 code for a protein of 166 amino acids. The transcript has 4 exons.